Serinus canaria (Common canary) is the source of this 1501-nucleotide messenger RNA. RefSeq names its product integrator complex subunit 3. The annotation marks the transcript as partial. NCBI's taxonomy places the organism in Eukaryota, Metazoa, Chordata, Aves, Passeriformes, Fringillidae. The record is from RefSeq and is a predicted model, not a curated record. Gene Ontology annotation, cellular component: cytoplasm. The transcript has 9 exons.
GUGAGGUUUGGGCAGCAGAAGCGCUACCAGGACUGGUUCCAGCGGCAGUACCUGUCCACCCCUGACAGCCAGUCCCUGUCCUGUGCCUGUCCUCCAGUCCCUGUCCCCAGCCGUGUCCCUGUCCCUGUCCCAUGUCCCUGUCCCUGUCCCCAGGUGCGGUUUGGGCAGCAGAAGCGUUACCAGGACUGGUUCCAGCGGCAGUACCUGUCCACCCCUGACAGCCAGUCCCUGCGCUGUGACCUGAUCCGCUACAUCUGCGGCGUGGUGCACCCGUCCAACGAGGUGCUGAGCUCUGACAUCCUGCCCCGCUGGGCCAUCAUCGGCUGGCUGCUCACCACCUGCACGUCCAACGUGGCCGCCUCCAACGCCAAGCUGGCGCUGUUCUACGAUUGGCUCUUCUUCAACCCCGAGAAGGACAGCAUCAUGAACAUCGGUGGGUGGGGCUGGGAUCCGCCCUGGGAUGGGAUCCACCCUGGGAUCCACCCUGGAAUGGGAUCUGCCCCCAGGAUCCACCCUCAUCUCUUCCAGAUCAUUCCCAAUUUUUACCCCCCUCUGGAAGCCCACGUCCGGCAGGGAGUCUUCAACUCCCUCACCCACAUCGUGGAGAAGCGAGUCCUGGCGCACCUGGCCCCGCUCUUUGACAACCCCAAGCUGGACAAGGAGCUCCGGGCCAUGCUCCGGGAGAAAUUCCCGGAAUUCUGCAGCUCUCCCUCACCCCCCAUCGAAGUGAAAAUCGAGGAGCCCGUUGCCAUGGAGAUGGAGAAUCACCUGGAGAAGGAUGACGGUUGCUAUGACAACGCCGAGGCCGCCUUCAGCGACGAUGAGGAGGAGCUGAGCAGCAAAGGAGGGAAGAAGAGGGAGUUCAGGUUCCAUCCCAUCAAGGAAUCCAUCGUGGAGGAGCCCGUGGACAUCACCCCAUUCCUGGAGCAGCUGGACGAGUCCCUGAAGGACAAAGUGCUGCAGCUGCAGAAGGGCAGUGACACGGAGGCGCAGUGCGAGGUCAUGCAGGAGAUCGUGGAUCAGGUCCUGGAGGAGGACUUUGACUCGGAGCAGCUCUCGGUGCUCGCCUCGUGCCUGCAGGAGCUGUUCAAGGCUCACUUCCGCGGGGAGGUGCUGCCCGAGGAGAUCACGGACGAGUAAGGGACGGGCACCCCCCACCCCCCGUGCCCCCUCCCCUCCAAUUCCCGGGGUGUUCCCAGAUUUUGGAAGUGGAUUCCCUGGGAGGGUCCAGGCCGGCUCCUUCUGCGGGGUUUUCGUGGAGCAGGGAGAGUUCCUGACUGUCCCCGGCUGCUUCCAGGGGGAUUUUGCAUUCCUGGGGGAUCCUGAGGGAUCCAGGGCUGAUCCUGUGCCCAUUCCUGGGGGAUCCAGAGGGAUCCAGGGCUGUUCCCAUUCCUGGGGGAUCCUGGAGGGAUCCAGGGCUGAUCCUGUUCCCAUUCCUGGGGUAUCCUGGAGGGAUCCAGGGCUGUUCCCAUUCCUGGGGGAUCCUGAGGGAUCCAGGGCU